AUGAGCCCCAUGAGUCAGACCCAUGCCACCCCGGGGUAUGUGAAGCUGACAAAGAGGGAGAUUGGCAAGGCGGCAGCAGCUCUGAUGCGGGGGGAGCAGUCCGGCAUGAAGGGGUUGGAAGCGGCAUAUGGGCUUCCGGAAGGGGAAGACCUCCCUGCGGUAUGGCACCGUUUCUUCGAAGAUAUGCAGUCACUGCUACUCAACAAAGCACCACCAGAGGCCCCCACCUCCUCACCCUUCAAGACCUUGCCCGAGCUCUUGUGCAAGGCACUCAAGGAGGAGCUAGCUUCCUUCAAAAACUGCCUGCGCACUUUCAGCAAAGUAGCAAAGGGCCUAUGCGAACUCCGGCAGCAGUUCAGACAGGGAGAAGUCACCCACGCUCUACGGAUUUCAACCCCCAAACUACAGCUAACCGACCCCAUCCUACAGGAUAAGCUGAACCAGGACCUGGAUAAGGAGCUGAAAACCUUCAAAACGAAGGCCCAGCUGACCCGGAUGGCGUACAAAGAGAAGGAGAAGGCUGUGUGUGAGACAGCCGCAGAGGUCUGGUCGGCACGGACUUUCUCCGGUUUCGAAAGCUUCCUAGAAAAAGACCUCCACCUCUUCGAGACCCACGCAGCACCCAACACCCCUGCUCCUGACGCUUACCUCAAGGAGCUGGCCGCUGACUUCAUGGCACGCGGCAUGGCACGCGAGCUGAUGUACCAUGCAGUGUGGAUAAAGCGCAGCCGCAACUCGAAGGCAAGGGUGACGGCUAAACGGGAGAAGGUACGGGAUGAGCAAGCACGGGGGGUGGAGAUUCAAGCUAACCCCUCUACCGAUCUAAUCGCCCUGGUGAAAACGCUGUACGGAAGGCCAGCAAUGCUCGCAGGCAGGAGCGCACCACAGAGAGCACCGGCACAAGCACAACAGAGGGAACACAUGGAAGAGAGGGGCCGUUUGAGUGGGACAGAGCGGGAACCGCCUCAGAGCACACGGUUAGAUCAAGGGCAGCCAGCGCAGACCGGGCAGCUGCCCGAUACUGGACCCGCACUUGACCGCACAGCUCUACAGGCACAGGAGGCGGCUGACCGCACUCAAACUGCGCUAGCACAGAAUGCACAGCAGCCCAACACCCCUGCCCAACCCGCGCUGCAGGCACCCAUGCAACCAGCAACAUCUGCAUACCCUUUCAUGGCAGCCCCCUCAUUCCCCAGCAUGUACCAGCAAUACCCCUUCGCACCCAUGCAACCCACCAUAGCCACUGGCAGCCAUUUCCUGCCACACACACACCCCUUCCUCUUCUCCCAGCAGGCUAUCCCCCUACAACACACCUCGGCACCCGCUCAACCUGCUCUCUCAAACAUGUCGGUCAUGCCAGCAGCACCUGCACCUCCGGCAUACACUUACGCAUCCACGACUCCCCCUCCCCAGCAGGUCGCUCAAGGACCGCAAGCUCAAAUGGCUUUCGGGCCCCCCGAGGGUACGGGGGCACCGCUCAACAUCAACUAUGCCCCUGCUGCCUUUGGCAUGCCCAUGCGUUUUUUAUGCUGA
Messenger RNA from Closterium sp. Naga37s-1, 1533 nucleotides. The record is from the annotation of a GenBank genome assembly. NCBI's taxonomy places the organism in Eukaryota, Viridiplantae, Streptophyta, Zygnematophyceae, Desmidiales, Closteriaceae.